Molecule: messenger RNA, 257 nt
Organism: Mastomys coucha (southern multimammate mouse)
Lineage: Eukaryota; Metazoa; Chordata; Mammalia; Rodentia; Muridae
Product: protein transport protein Sec61 subunit gamma-like
Exons: 1
Coding region: 69-257 (62 amino acids)
Biological process (GO): post-translational protein targeting to membrane, translocation; protein targeting
Cellular component (GO): Ssh1 translocon complex; membrane
Molecular function (GO): transmembrane protein transporter activity
Source: RefSeq, a predicted model, not a curated record
GGUUCCGUUGGGCUCAGUUCUCUCCUUAGCUACGUGUCUCUACGCUCUCAAACCGCCAUCCCACAAACAUGGAUCAGGUAAUGCAGUUUGUAGAGCCAAGUCGGCAGUUUGUAAAGGACUCAAUUCGCCUGGUUAAAAGAUGCAUCAAACCCGACAGAAAAGAAUUCCAGAAGAUUGCCAUGGCCACAGCGAUAGGAUUUGCUAUCAUGGGAUUCAUUGGCUUCUUCGUGAAACUGAUCCAUAUCCCUAUUAAAUAA